AUGUGUGAGUGCGGAAGAGGCUUCAGUCGGAAUGGAACUCUUACAACACAUCUACGAAUUCAUACAGGGGAGAAACCCUUUAAAUGUACGGAGUGUGGGCAGAGCUUCAGUCACAGUAUAUCCCUCAAAAAACACCAACAAAUUCACACAGGGGAGAAACCAUUUAAAUGUAUUGAGUGUGGAAGAAGCUUCAGACAAUGUUCACACCUUACUAAACACCAACGCACUCACACAGGGGAGAAACCAUUUAAAUGUAUGGAAUGUGGAAAGAGCUUCAGUCACAGUGGAGAUCUUACAAGACAUUUACAGACUCACACAGGGGAGAAACCAUUUAAAUGUAUGGAGUGUGGGAAGAGCUUCACAGAAAAUGGAAAACUUACGAUACAUAUACGAACUCACACAGGGGAAAAGCCAUUUAAAUGUAUGGAGUGUGGAAAGAGCUUCAGUGAAAGCGGAAAUCUUAGCGUACAUCAACGAAUUCACACAGGUGAGAAACCAUUUAAAUGUAUGGAGUGUGGGAAGUGCUUCAGUGAGAAUGGAACUCUUACAAGACAUCAACGAACUCACACAGGGAAGAAACCAUAUAAAUGUUUGGAGUGUGGAAUGUGCUUCAUUUGUAGUUCGAGACUCACUGUGCAUCAACAAAGUCACACCGGGGAGAAACCAUUUAAAUGUUUUGAGUGUGGUAAGUGUUUCCUUCAGUGCUCACACCUUACUAUACACAAACGAUAUCACACAGGGGAGAAACCCUUUAAAAUGUAUUGAAUGUGGAGGAGCUUCAGACAGUGUUCACACCUUACUAGACAUCAACGAACUCACACAGGGGAGAAACCAUUUAAAUGUAUGGAAUGUGGGAAGAGCUUCAGUCACAGUGGAGGUCUUACAACACAUCUACAGACACACACAGGGGAGAAACCAUUUAAAUGCAUGGAGUGUGGGAAGAGCUUCAGUGAAAAUGGAAAACUUACCAUACAUGUACGGACUUCAUACAGGGGAAAAACCAUAUAAAUGUAUGGAGUGUGGGAAGAGCUUCAGUGAAAGUGGAAAUCUACUGUACAUCAACGAAUUCACACAGGGGAGAAACCAUUUAAAUGUGUAGAGUGUGGGCAGAGCUUCAGUCGGAAUGGAACUCUUACAACACAUCUACGAAUUCAUACAGGGGA
Molecule: messenger RNA, 1163 nt
Organism: Lacerta agilis (Sand lizard)
Lineage: Eukaryota; Metazoa; Chordata; Lepidosauria; Squamata; Lacertidae
Product: gastrula zinc finger protein XlCGF49.1-like
Exons: 1
Coding region: 1-765 (254 amino acids)
Biological process (GO): regulation of transcription by RNA polymerase II
Molecular function (GO): RNA polymerase II cis-regulatory region sequence-specific DNA binding; DNA-binding transcription factor activity
Source: RefSeq, a predicted model, not a curated record